Helianthus annuus (common sunflower) is the source of this 1662-nucleotide messenger RNA. RefSeq lists its product as uncharacterized. The transcript is spliced from 4 exons. The record is from RefSeq and is a predicted model, not a curated record. The coding region runs from base 1 to 1662 and encodes 553 amino acids. NCBI's taxonomy places the organism in Eukaryota, Viridiplantae, Streptophyta, Magnoliopsida, Asterales, Asteraceae.
AUGCAGUCACUAGAACACAUGUUGAUAAACAACGACUUUAUUUACGAGACACGGGAGGAACCCGGAACAGAGAUCGUAACAAAGAUCUUCUUUCUUAAUCGGUACUCGAGAGACAUGUGGCGUGCAUUCCCCCACGUCAUGCUGAUUGAUGCGACGUACAAGACAAACUUAUACAAUAUGCCAUUUAUCCAGAUUGUUGGAGUCUUCAAUUACGUGUACGAUAACUGGCUAAAAGACUAUAAGGAGAUGUUCGUCUUUGCGUGGACCGAUAAAAGGCGCAACUUUGGUAAUCUUAUCACAAACAGAGUUGAGAGCCAACAUGCCAACUUAAAGAGAUAUGUCCUGGAUAGGAGCUCGCUGGACCGUGUAGUUGGUUGUGUCUGGGAUAUAGUUGAGACACAGUUUGGUGAAAUAAGGAAGACUUUUCGAGAAAGCAUCGAAAAAAGAAUGAACCACCACAAACACCCGCUGUUUCAACACCUACUUGGAAAAGUAUCCCAUACAGCCCUUGACUUGUUGAGUGGAGAGGCAAUUAGGAAGCUAAAUGUCUUGGAGCGCUUUCAUUCAUCAUGUGGUUGCCAAAUGUGGUACAGUUGCGGGUUUCCCUGUGCUUGUAGGAUUGAAAAGUACAUAAGUGAAGAGCGUCCGAUUCAACUCAAAGACAUAGACGUCUUCUGGCAGAAACUUAACUUCCAAAGUUGUAAAUUGAUAGACGAUGACGUUGACGUGGUCGAAGAGCUAAAUAUUGUACAACAAAGGUUGGACGAGGCCUCUCGUAUAGAUGAAGAAUUGAGGAGAAGCUCCUUCGGUGAUGCAAACACGUGCUUUGAAGGUUCCCGACAAAGUAAGUACGAUAAACCUCACCACAGCUCGUACAUUCCGUCACAGGCCUCUCAACAGUCGGUUAUAAGGUCCCAAAAACCCAAAGUGAGCCUAAGUCGUUCAAAGAGCUCUAAGAAGAAAGAGACACGAGAUGAUCAUGGUUUUCCUUUAAUCAUUGGGGACGAGUACAAGGGAAUCAUCGAACGGUUUAAGUCUGCCAUUCCGCUAGUGUUUCAUCCGCACGUCUCGUGCAUACGAGAUGUGUUACCGGACGGUCAUUGUGGGUUUCGGUCUGUGGCUGUGGGCUUAGGUAUGGAUCAGAGUUCAUGGGGGCUCAUUCGAAGGGACCUUGUCCAAGAAAUGGAUCAGAACGAAUCGAUCUGGUUCCCAAUAUUUGAAGCAUGGGAUGAAGGUUAUUUUUACACGCAUCGUCAGGGCCUAAUUUGGAAUUCAGUGUCUGGUUGUGGGGAGGAUCACUGGAUGGACUUCCCCUUAGCAGGACUUCUUAUUGCACAAAUGUACGGUAGCGGGGUGCACCUCUUAACGACAACCAUGGGUGUGAGUUCCACUUUCUUCCCGAUACUAAGUCCUCCGGCUAAUCAACAACCAUUAUUCAUAACACUUACACAUGUUAACGAGAACCACUUCAUACAUGCUAAGCUCGAAGGGGAUUAUCCAAUGCCACCAGCACAUGGGCUAUGGUUGACCUACCGAAGACCCCAUACGGAACAAUGGGAAGAUAUGUACUUGCCACGUCUAGAAUGGUAUACAUCGAUAAUGAAUCCUUCGCCAAGAUCAAACCCCAGUCUUAAUUAUAUCGAUAGUGAUACGGAAGAAUGA